This is a messenger RNA of Mauremys reevesii (Reeves's turtle), 7144 nucleotides long. RefSeq names its product integrin subunit alpha 11 (gene ITGA11). Bases 307 to 3981 code for a protein of 1224 amino acids. Gene Ontology annotation, molecular function: integrin binding. The transcript is spliced from 35 exons. The record is from RefSeq and is a predicted model, not a curated record. Gene Ontology annotation, cellular component: integrin complex; external side of plasma membrane. Gene Ontology annotation, biological process: cell-matrix adhesion; integrin-mediated signaling pathway; cell-cell adhesion. NCBI's taxonomy places the organism in Eukaryota, Metazoa, Chordata, Testudines, Geoemydidae.
AGUGGAUGUUGCCUGUUCUGGAGAAAUGACCACAAGGUAUUUGGUUCCUAAUCUGCAUCUGGAAGAGUGAGAAUUCUUGGACAACAGACAGCAAGUCCAGCUGAACCUGCUGCACGAGUGGUGAACUUGUGCACUCCCCUGGAGAAGCCGGCAAACUACACCACGGGCCAAUCCCGGAGCUCCGAAUGAGCUACUGAACAAACCAGCUCUUAAUUCAUUUGGUGGGAUCAGUGUCUGCACGUGACUAGCCGUCUCAACGUACAGCACAAUAUGCAGAGAUGAACAGCAGGCCACCAUUAGCCCGGGAUGGACCAGUCUAGUCCAAUUAUUGCAGACUCGGUUUCUUUACAUUCCCCAUAUCCUAGCAUAAUGCUUCAAAAACCCAAAGAACACAAGCAUCCAGCAUAUCAAGCAUCAAUUGUGAGGAUGUGUCUGCAGGAGGAAAACCCGGAGUUUAGGAAAGAAAUGGGAUCUGGUCCCCUGUUCUGGCCUGGAACUGAAACCUUCGGUUCAGGAUUCUGUGACACCUUCAAUAUUGACACCAAAAGGCCGCGAAUCAUACCAGGCUCUAGAGAAGCGUACUUUGGCUACACGGUGCAGCAGCAUGAAAUCGCUGGGAAGAAAUGGCUGGUGGUGGGAGCCCCUUAUGAAACCAAUGGACAGCUGAAGACUGGAGACGUCUACAAGUGUCCGGUGAAUGGCGAGACUAACGGAAACUGCACCAAACUCAACCUAGGAAGAGUAACACUCUCCAAUGUGUCAGAGCGCAAAGAUAACAUGCGUCUUGGCCUGAGUCUGACCACAAACCCCAAGGACAAGAGCUUUCUGGCUUGCAGCCCUCUCUGGUCCCAUGAGUGCGGAAGCUCUUACUAUACCACAGGAAUGUGCUCCCGGGUGAACUCCAACUUCAGAUUCUCGAAGACCAUAGCUCCUGCUCUCCAGAGAUGCCAAACAUACAUGGACAUAAUCAUCGUUCUGGAUGGAUCGAACAGCAUAUAUCCCUGGGUUGAAGUGCAACAUUUCCUGAUAAACAUCUUGAAAAAGUUUUACAUUGGGCCUGGUCAGAUACAGGUUGGAGUUGUUCAGUAUGGAGAAGACGUCGUGCAUGAAUUUCAUUUAAAUGACUACAGGUCUGUAAAAGAUGUGGUGGAAGCAGCUAGUCACAUAGAGCAGAGAGGAGGUACAGAAACCAGGACAGCAUACGGGAUAGAAUUUGCUCGCUCAGAAGCCUUUCAGAAAGGUGGGCGAAAGGGAGCAAAGAAAGUGAUGAUUGUAAUAACCGAUGGGGAAUCCCAUGACAGCCCGGACCUGGAGAAGGUGAUUGAAAACAGUGAGAAGGACAAUGUCACCAGAUAUGCUGUGGCAGUUCUGGGGUAUUAUAAUAGAAGAGGAAUCAAUCCAGCAGCAUUUUUGAAAGAAAUAAAAUUUAUAGCAAGUGAUCCAGAUGACAAGCACUUCUUUAAUGUCACAGAUGAAGCGGCACUUAAGGAUAUUGUGGAUGCACUGGGAGAGAGGAUAUUUAGUUUGGAAGGUACCAACAAAAAUGAAAUCUCCUUUGGACUUGAAAUGUCCCAGACUGGAUUUUCAUCACACAUUGUGGAAGAUGGGAUUUUGCUUGGGGCCGUAGGAGCGUAUGACUGGAAUGGAGCAGUGCUCAAAGAAACCAGCAGUGGAAAAGUCAUUCCUCAUAGGGAAUCGUAUCUCCAGGAAUUCCCGGAGGAGCUGAAGAACCAUGGAGCAUACCUAGGUUACACCGUCACCUCAGUGAUGUCUCCAAAGCAUGGAAGGAUUUAUGUAGCAGGAGCUCCCAGGUUCAACCACACUGGGAAAGCAAUUAUUUUCACAAUGCACAGCAACAGAAACCUAACUAUUCACCAGUCUUUGAAAGGAGAACAGAUUGGCUCCUACUUUGGGAGUGAAAUAAAUUCCAUCGACAUUAAUGGAGACGGGAUGACAGAUAUUUUGUUGGUUGGUGCCCCCAUGUACUUCAGCGAAGGCAGAGAGAGGGGGAAGGUGUACGUCUACGUUCUAAAAGAGGACCGGUUUGUUUUCAACGGAGCUCUGAAAGAUUUGCAGAGCUACCAGAAUUCUAGAUUUGGCUCUUGCAUUGCCUCUGUCCGCGAUCUGAAUCAAGACUCCUACAACGAUGUUGUCAUUGGUGCUCCUUUGGAAGAUGACCACCAAGGAGCAAUAUAUAUCUUCCAUGGCUUCAAAGAAAACCUCCUGAAGAUGUAUAAGCAGAGAAUAGCAGCCGCAGACCUUCUUCCAGGCCUGAUGUAUUUUGGAUGCAGUAUCCACGGACAACUAGAUCUAAAUGAAGAUGGCCUCAUAGACCUAGCAGUCGGCUCCCUUGGAAGUGCUGUGCUCUUAUGGUCCCGCAGUGUUGUCCAGGUCAAUGCCAGCAUUAGGUUUGAACCAUCCAAAAUCAACAUCUUUAACAAAGACUGCAAGCGAAAUGGGAAGGAUGCCACCUGCAUGUCUGCAUUUGUCUGCUUCACUCCAGUCUUCCUCUCCGCUCAUUUUCAGACGGCAAGUGUGGGAUUAAAAUACAAUGCAACCAUUGACGAGCGAAGGUACACGCCACGGGCUCAUCUGGAUGAAAACAGCGACCGGCACACUCAUAGGUUGGUCACAUUGUCUGCAGGACAAGAACACUGUGACAAGCUAAAUUUUCACGUCUUGGACACAGCAGACUAUGUGAAGCCUGUGACAUUUUCAGUCGAAUAUGGGCUGGAGAAUCCCGACUAUGGUCCCAUGAUGGAUGAUGGCUGGCCAACUGCAUUUAAAGUCUCUGUGCCUUUCUGGAAUGGAUGCAAUGAGGACGAACACUGUGUCCCUGAUCUGGUCCUUGAUGCUAAAAAUGAUAUUCCAACUGCCACGGAGUAUUGCAGAAGAGUACUGAGAAAGUCACCGUCGGAUUGCGCCGCCUACACACUAUCUUUUGAUACCUCCGUUUUUAUCAUAGAGAGCACGAGGAGGAGGGUGGCUGUAGAAGCUACACUGGAGAACAAAGGCGAAAAUGCAUACAGCACUGUCCUAAACAUUUCCUUCUCGAGAAAUCUGCAGUUUGCUAGCUUGAUUCAGAAGGAUGAUACAGAUGUCAAUAUUGAAUGCAUGAAUGAAGAAAAGCGCCCCAACAAGAAGGUGUGCAAUGUUAGCUACCCCUUCUUCCGAGCCAAAGCAAAGGUGGCUUUUCGCCUGGAUUUCGAAUUCAGCAAAUCUAUUUUUCUUCAAAGCAUGGAGAUCUAUCUAACUGCCAACAGUGACAGCGAAGAACAAGAAAGUACCAAAGAGGAUAACGCGGCUCUCCUGAAUUUUCACCUGAAAUACGAAGCCGACCUCCUUUUCACCAGGAGUUCAAGUCUGGACUAUUAUGAAAUCAAGUCAAACAGCUCCCUGGAGAGGUACGACAGCAUCGGCCCUCCCUUUAAUUGCACAUUUAAGCUGCACAAUCUGGGGUUCUUUCCUGUCGACGGCGUGACUAUCAAAAUCACAAUCCCAGUAGCCACAAGAGGAGGGAAUCGCCUUCUGCUGCUGACUGAUUUCAUUGUGGAUCAGGAAAACACGACGUGUAAUAUCUGGGGAAACAACACUGAUUACAGAAGGACACCCGCUGAGGAGGACCUUUCCCGUAACCUACAACUGAACCACAGUAACUCAGAUGUCGUGUCCAUUGACUGUAAUGUGAAAUUAGCAUCCAAUGAAGAAAUCAACUUUCACUUACGUGGCAAUCUGUGGCUGGAGUCACUGAAAGCACUGAAGUUCAGGUCCCUGAAGCUCACGACGAAUGCAGCUCUGCAGCGACGGUUUCGCAGCCCCUUCAUCUUUCGGGAAGAGGACCCCAGUCGCCAGGUAACGUUUGAAAUCUCCAAGCAAGAAGAGUCCCAGAUCCCGAUCUGGAUCAUCCUUGGCAGCACGCUAGGAGGGCUCCUGCUACUCGCGCUGCUUGUCCUGGCUCUAUGGAAGGGCAUGACUGACUAGAUUGCACUUCCCAAGAGGGCCCCUUCUCAGGCAGCUUGGAUUUUUUAAAAGUGCCAGUCGCAAGAGAGAUACAGAACAGGAGCAGAAUGCCAAAGUAUUAGAAUGAGGCUUCCUCAGCGAGGGCCUGUGAAGCUCAUCUAUCUAUCAUCCUGUUCCUAUUAAUUUACAGCUUAUGGAGUAUAUGUUUGUCUUGAUGCUGAGGGAUGUGGGUGUGGAACUCCGUUUGCAUCGAGAUGAGAAUACACCCCUUUGUGUGAAAUUAUCUAAGUAAAAGCUAUUCGCUGGCUAUAUGCCACGGGAGCACAAGCAUCAAAAGGUACUUCAAACUGGUUUUAAAUAGCUCUGUUCUGCCUAGUCACAGGCAGCUGUGCAAAUCUGAGAGAGAGAGAGAACGAACUAAGGGCAAUAACAGAAUCGGGGUGGUCAUUAUGAUUAAUUUUUUUAUGCUGGGGAUUGCAAGUUUAAUGACAUGCUACAGAUCUAAAAAACAAGCGAGUCAGAUUAAUUGUGAGAGCUGUGAGAUUAGGGUGAAAUCUCAGGAGAUUUACAGUAGCUAAUUUUCAUGCCUGAGUUGUAUAAAAUCCCACUGAUUAAUUGCAUCUCCUGUUCUUGAACUUCUUAAUCGGCAUUAUGGAUGGGAUCUGAGAGACUUUCUAGCUAAAAGACAUAGAAAGUCUAGUUCCCAACUGUUAAGCUGUAGCAACAGUAAACCUGCAUUUAUUGUUUGUUCAUUUAAAUGGCCUCACGCACUGUGGGUAAUGUCUGUUCAAAAUGUAGUGUUCAAAAUAGUUGGAGGGGAUGGACCUUGUGCAGAGCACUCUUGCUGCUGCUACUGCUACUAAACAGUACUUUUGAGAUACCUCAUAGUAAAGGUUAACAUUUGGAUUAUUCAAACUAGGCGGACGUGUCAGUAAAAUGCCAAAUGUGAAUUCUCCAAGUGCAUGAUUUGCCUGAGGAAAUAAGAUUUCUCCAGUGAGGAAGAAAGAGACAAAAAAUCCUGUCCAGAUAGUAACCAGAUACAUUGAACAAAUUACUCAUUUGUUAAAUUCAUGUUGUGCAUCAACAUUUAAUAAUGCAGGGUUCAGUGGAGCCCCCAUUGAAGCAAAGCGGAGCUGGCUCAGGCCAAUACAAAACCACAGAUCCCCAAGUGUAUUACAUGUUCUGAGUGGCGAGUUUAAUACAGAGAUUUUAAUUUGCUUUCUUUUUAAUGCACUGAAUACAAUUAAUAGCAAAUUAAAGCACCUUAAUUCAAAACUUCAGUGUCCAGCUGUAUAUACUUAUUCUGAAAAUAUUUACCUGUUUAAACACAAAAAACAUCAAAAAACCAGUUUGAAGUGUUUUCUACAAACUGUGCAAUUUCAAAGAGUAUACGUGCAACAGGAAUCCAAUCAUGUAUUAUAAUUGUAUAUACUUUGUGUAAUGCAGAGAUGAUCAGUGCUGUUUGACAAAAAUCUUUUCUUUUGCAUAAUAUAAUUAUUUAUGCUAAUAUUAACUUUAUGACUGAAAAGAAAGAAAGCAGACGUCCACCCGAUGUGUAAUAAAGUCUGUUAAAUACUGUUUUUGUAUUUUUUAAGGAUAAAAAAAUACAAUAUUUUUAAAAAUUCAUAGUUUCAACUACCAUUCAGUGCUAAACCAUUUUCACCAAUUAUCAUCUAGAAUUGGAUUGAAUUGUUCACAUGCCUUUAGAAUAGAGUGGAAAGAGGGACUAUGAUUAUACUAUUUCUGCCUUUAUUUAUUUUGACAAUAAAUAUAUUUUCCAGAAUGACUAUACAGAAGCCUUCUUUUAAAGGGACACUGUCAGAUUAAAAAAAAUCACACACAUUGCAGGAUCAGAUCCUUUGGGCCUUAUCGUGUUAAAACUUUCGAUUAUUUAAACUGAAAAGCAAAUCUAAUUGACUUUUUUCUGUUUCUGCUUUUCUUGCAUUUUGCACUUCUCAGCUUGAGCAAGGGAAGCUCUAGUCAGUUUCAUUAUUUCUAGUCAAUUUUACUUGCAUGUUCUCCUGCAGGAGCCCAAGCCUGUAAUGGGGAGGCAACUGCUUCAGGGAGUUGUUUAUUUACAUUUGUUCCCAUUGGCGAUUUUAAACAAAGAAUGGGACUAGCUAUGUUAGUUUUAGGUUUCGUGAAUGAUUAGCAUGGGGGUGCCUGGUUUACAAAACUGAAUGGAGAUUUUUGACCUGACGUUGUCCCUAAAUGUUUCCCAUCACAAGAGUGCAUUUUCUUAUUGAGCUGGAUUAGCUAAAAUCUUGGCCAUUGUACAGAGUUUCAUUUUCCCCCUUUCAUGAGUAAUCAAUUUUCAGAAAUCUUGCAAAAUAAUCUUGUUGAAAGUAUUUAAAUGGAAGGCUGCAUAAAGAAAAUUGAAGUCAUCAAUUCAUCCUCACAUGACCUCUCUCUUUGACCAACAUCAAAACCAACAAAAAAAACCCCAAACCCAACAACAAAAAACAAACAAACCACCACACAUUGUUCAGUAGCUUGUUCAUUUCAGAUGUUGGUGAUGAGAAAAUUAAUUUUCUUUUUCAAAUCCAAAACUUUAGCUUAUCAUUAGCAUUUCCCCCAUAUUUUAAAUAACUUCAAUCUACACGAAAUAGAAAAACCUCAAGGUCAAAAUUCACUGGGGCCUGAUUUUGCACCAUUGAAGUCAACUGGCGCUUUGCCACUUUCUUCGAUGGGCACAGAAUAAGACCAAUAGUGACUAAGGAAGAGUGUCAAUAGAAUACCUAGUAUUGCUGUAGGGUAGGGGUCUUUCCACUGACAACCAAACAGUUGAAACGUAGCAACUUCAUAUUAAUUCUGUUCCUUAAAACCAAAGAAAAUGAUUGUCCGAUCAAUUCUUGUUUAUACUAUACUAAUAAUGGAAAAAUAAAAGCUUUUAUCAUGUAUUCCACCAGUCUCAUAAAGAACAAAAACAGCACGACAAUCUUCAUCGGGAUUGCGAGGCGUCUGGCCGGUGCCUUGUUCUGAGAUGCAUCUGAAGUUCACAUUGCUCGUGUAUAUAGGAAACGUUCCGCUGGCAAGUGCCAGUUACAUGGUUAGCAAGUUUCCAAUUUGAUGGACGUGCUUUGCCAAAACUUGCCACUGCUGUAUAAUAUGCAAACAAUGUGCUUGUACACAGGGUAUGUAAAUAUGCCUCGAAAUGUGCAGCUCUACUUUGUAACACUGAACU